This is a messenger RNA of Microcebus murinus (gray mouse lemur), 1120 nucleotides long. The record is from RefSeq and is a predicted model, not a curated record. NCBI's taxonomy places the organism in Eukaryota, Metazoa, Chordata, Mammalia, Primates, Cheirogaleidae.
CACGCCGGGGAUCAGGCAGGAGACGACAGGCAGGAGAGGGAGCAGAUAAAGCCUGGGCAGACGGACGGGUCAGGGCCAGGCCCAGGCGGGGAGGCAGCCAGGCCUUCCCCAGGCUCUCAGAGGAGCCACUGCUGCCUUUGUUCAAUCCUGCCACUGGACGCCCUCACUGGCCCCGAUUGCCCACCACUUGCCAUGCCUGAGGAGACCCAAGAAGACACCAUGGUGCCAAGGAUGUCAAACCAGAGCGGCAGGGGGCCACUGGCCCCCAACUACGUGCAGGAAGUGCGCCUGCAUCGAGUGGAGUCCAUCAGUGACCUACAUAGUGGAGGCUCGCUACACCCCUAUCUGACUGAAGAGGCACGGCCGUGGGACGAGCUCCUGGGUGUUUUGCCACCGUCACUGUGUGCCCAGGCCAGCUGCGGCCCUGUGUAUGGCAGGGGGGGCUUCCUGCUACUGCUCGCGCUACUGGUGCUUACUUGCCUGGCGCUCGCCAUCCUGGCUGUCUACCUGAGUGUGCUGCAGAGUGAAUCCCUGCGCAUCCUGGCACACACAUUGCACACCCAGGAGGAGACAAUACUCAAACUUCGCCUAGCCAGCCUCAGCCAGCUGCGGAGACUCAACUCCAGCGAGGCCCAAGCACCCAGCUGAGAUGCCACUUUGACCUGGGGCCUGGAGGAGUAUGUGUGGGGGUGGGGAUAAAGUGACGGCAGGCAGGUCUCUCCUCUCCUGCCACUGGCCACAUCUACACUACUUCCUUGGUAAGACCUUUGUCUAAGAACCUGAUGUGACUCCACAGCUACCUGACUCUCCUGCCCUCUUCAAGCCAGGCCUAGCCAAGGCUUCUGAUGCCCAGGCCUUCCUUUGGGUGGUCCAAGGUCAGGGGAAGGGGCACCAGCCUCCUGGCUCCUCCUGUGGCCUGUCAGUACCCUCUGGCCAUCCACAGAUGGCAGCUUCAGAAGUGUAGAAAUAGCCACUCCCACCCCCCACUGCUGUCUCCCAAACUCUGCCAGGCCUCCACGUGGGAGUCCAGCCUCAACUCUCAAAGACAGGCUGGGCUCUGAGUAGGGGGGUAGAGGGGAGAGGGGCCACCUAGAGAGACUGCCUUGGAGGACAAAGGUGA